AUGGAACUCCAACUCCAAAAACAACAAUCUCUCUUAUCUCCAAUCCAAUCAACCAAAUUCAAAUCCAAAUCUAAAGCCGCCGCGGCCGCCGCCGGCGGCAACAAGUUCGUUGGCGUCCGUCAACGGCCGUCGGGGAGAUGGGUUUCCGAGAUCAAAGACACCACUCAGAAGAUCCGCAUGUGGCUCGGCACCUUCGAAACUGCCGAGGAAGCCGCCCGGGCCUACGACGAAGCCGCCUGCCUCCUCCGCGGAACCAAUACCCGCACCAAUUUCUCCACUCGCCGCCCCAACUCCGCCGCCUCCUCUGCCGUUGAUUCCCCUCUCGCCACCCGCAUCCGUAAACUCCUCCACCACAAGAAACUUGCUGGCGCCGCCGUUGGCAGUGGCAGCAGCGGAGGCAGCCCGACCAGUUCCGCCUCCACCACCACCGACAGCGGUGGCAGAAAACAAACCUCCUCCCCUGCAACCAGAGAGAACUACCAAGAAGUCUACCGGCCGUACUUCGCCGCCGACUUCAAUCUCGCCUCGUCGGUUCCGGAAUCAUCUUCGUCUUCUUCCUGGGCAUUCGAGGCCAUGUUCGACGAGUUCGAACUCAGCAAAAGCAUCGAUUUUGAUGCCGCCGGUUGCGGCGGCAGCGAAGCCGCUGCGGCCGAGGUGUCGGAAUUCGAAAGAAUGAAGGUGGAGCGGCAGAUAUCGGCUUCGCUCUAUGCCAUGAAUGGAGUUCAAGAGUACUUUGAGGCUGUUCAAGACCUGUCUUCUUCUUCCUCGUUGGCGUCGGCGCACGUUGAUCCAGAUUGGGAUCUUCCAGCGCUAUACCAUUUUUACUGA
Molecule: messenger RNA, 828 nt
Organism: Dendrobium catenatum
Lineage: Eukaryota; Viridiplantae; Streptophyta; Magnoliopsida; Asparagales; Orchidaceae
Product: ethylene-responsive transcription factor ERN1
Exons: 1
Coding region: 1-828 (275 amino acids)
Biological process (GO): regulation of DNA-templated transcription
Molecular function (GO): DNA binding; DNA-binding transcription factor activity
Source: RefSeq, a predicted model, not a curated record